This is a messenger RNA of Microdochium trichocladiopsis, 1375 nucleotides long. Its product is annotated as Pfs, NACHT and WD domain protein. The transcript has a single exon. Bases 27 to 1130 code for a protein of 367 amino acids. Gene Ontology annotation, biological process: nucleoside metabolic process. Lineage: Eukaryota; Fungi; Ascomycota; Sordariomycetes; Xylariales; Microdochiaceae. The record is from RefSeq and is a predicted model, not a curated record. Gene Ontology annotation, molecular function: catalytic activity.
CCUCUCUCAACGUACGCUUACAAAAAAUGGAGCUGGAUCCCGCCGACUACACUGUCGCAUGGAUUGCCCCUUUGGAGAUCGAGACGCAGGCCGCCCUCUACAUGCUGGAUAACAGACACCAUGGCCGGUUCGCCGUUACUCGCGGCGACGACUAUGUGUUUCACGCUGGCGAUAUGUGUGGACAUAAUGUCAUCAUUGCACCUCUGCCUGCUGGCCAAGAAUACGGCACAGGAUCUGCUGCGGCGCUUGCGGGCCAGGUCAAGAAGUUCUUCCCUAACCUGUGGUUCGGCUUGCUCGUUGGCGUGGCUGCUGGUUUGCCAAGGAUUUCCCAGACCCAAGCACGAGACAUCCGGCUAGGCGACGUCUUGGUCGCUCUUCCCGAGGGCGACAGCGCUGGACUCAUCGCAUAUGACCUUGGGAAAGAGACUGGGACGGAUGGGUUUCAGCUCUUGAAAUCCGGGCAUGUCCUGGCUACUACCGAGACCGUCAUCAGGUCAGCGAUCGGAAGCAUUAAACUUCACGCACCGAAUGAAGCAGCUAUUUUCCUUCCAUUCUACAACAAGAUGAAGGACCAGGAACACAUUGGCGGGACAUUUGUUGAUCCGGGCCAGGAGAAUGAUGUCCUGUACGAGACGAGCGGUGACGGCAACGAGCAACGAGCAGUCAGAGAAGCACGACCAGCCACAAGACGGACUCGCGUGUGGUAUGGUCCGAUAGGCUCUGGAGAGAAGCUCAUGAAAAAUGCUCGCAAGAGGAAUAAGCUGCGAGACAAGUACAACAUCAUCGGGCUCGAAAUGGAAGCAGCUGGGACAAUGAAUCGCAUUCCCGUUGGGGUGAUUCGAGGCGUCUGUGACUACGGAGACGAGCACAAAAACAAGGAAUGGCAGCCAUACGCUGCCGCCAUGGCAGCCGCAUAUGCAAAGGCCCUCUUGGGGGAAAAUCCGCCCAAGAAGAGGCCCACAAAGGGGACAUCCUCAACAACACCACAAGUUCAGCUGGGUGAGGGCUACCCCUUCUCCGAAGCAGCAACAAUCGGCAGACUAACGACUCGUAGAAUCUACACCGCGACGCGCCGAACCCUUCUCGACCGUCCCCUUUCUUCCCGAUGCCGACUUCGUCGAGCGAGCUGACGUGACUGCGUGGCUGGAUACAACCCUCGCACAGCCUGGCAGCCGUGCCGCCCUUGUCGGCCUGGGAGGUAUCGGCAAGUCCCAGGUAGCGAUCGAGUACGCGCACCGAGUCCGACAACGAUCGCCGAGUACGUGCGUGCUCUGGGUGCACGCGGAUACCCAAGCGCGGUUUGAGGAGGCGUAUCGCGGCAUUGCAGACCGACUGCAGCUGCCUCAGCGCCAUGAUCCCAAGGUGGAUGUGCUGC